CUCUCACUGAAGCAUCAGGCUCCUCAGGAUGCUCUGCUCCCUCUCCAACUCUAGGUUCAGCUGUGGAUUCUCGCCGGCUUGCAGCAUCAAAUCCCUCAUAUGCAGACGUCCCGCUAAGGGCUGAAAUGGAUGGUUCCAUCCUGAGGGCCGGUGACCCUUAAGUGCUGGUGAGAUGUCCUUCAGUGGCAACACGAGCCAACUCUCCCCAUCGACAACGUCUCCGCCUCCACCAGACAACCGCACAACCUCCUCGCAGUCGCCGUCUUGGGAGGAGGGACACUCUCUGCGAGAGUGGGCAUCAAAUGAGACUCUGCUCUCAGACCUAUCUGUUCUUGGGCAUGACGAGCAAUGCCACACGUCUCCUGUGCUCACGGCGUCUCUGGUGGUGUGGUACAGUGUUACAAUGGUGCUGGGCCUGGUGGGCAACAUCGGCCUUAUCUGCAUAAUUACACGACGCAGGGAGAAAGCCAAUGUCACCAGCAUUUUCAUUUGUAAUCUGUCAUUCUCUGACAUUCUGGUGUGUGUGUUCUGCCUCCCUUUCACGCUCAUAUACACACUGAUGGACCACUGGGUGUUCGGGUCACUGCUAUGCCGCCUGGUGCCGUUCAUUCAGUGUGUGUCUGUGACCGUCUCCAUACUGUCUCUGGUUUUUAUCGCUCUGGAGAGACAUCAACUCAUUAUUAACCCAGCUGGCUGGAAACCCAGCAUUCCUCAAGCCUACACAGCUGUUGUUGUCAUCUGGAUUCUGGCAUGCUUCACCUCCUCACCUUUCUUGGCCUUUCAGCUGCUCACAAAUGAGCCGUACGCCAACAUGAUCCUAGCCGAGCCGGCACUAUAUCGCCAAACACCACCCGUCUCGCCUGCUAACUCAUCUGUGCUUCAAAAUUCACAAUACUUUCCCAAACUUUAUGCGUCCCUGCAUAUGGAGGCGUGUAUGGAGCGCUGGCCAUCCCAACACGACAGGCUGACCUACACCACUUGGCUGCUCUUGUUCCAAUACUGUGGCCCUUUAAUUCUUGUUCUGCUUUGUUACGUUCGAGUGUUUGUGCGCCUGCGUCAGCGCAAAGAUAUGCUGGACCGCGCCAGGACGCCUGAGAGUCAACGCAUGGCCCACAGCCGCCGAAUUAACAUCAUGCUGGUGGCCCUGAUAACGGCUUUCGCCCUGUGCUGGCUCCCGCUCACCAUUUUCAACGCCGUGUCCGACUGGAACCAGGAUGCCCUGCCUAUCUGCCACCAUAACCUGCUCUUCUCCCUCUGCCACCUCUUGGCAAUGUCCUCCACCUGCAUCAACCCCAUCAUCUACGGCUUCCUCAACUCCAACUUUAGGCAGGAGGUCAAAGAGGUGCUCCAGUUCUGCAGGUGUCACCCCGUGGAGGAGGAGAGCGAGCGCCUCCCCAUGUCUACGGUGCACAUGGAGAUGUCUCGCACCUCGGCGCCGCUCACCUGCAGGAGUAACUCUAUUUGAUAGACACCAACUCUUUCCACCUUUAAUAGACAUUCAAGCAUUUUCAUCAUGACUGAUGAUUGUUGUGUGUGGUGCUGUGUUGGUUUUAUCUUUAGCUCUCUGGCAGUCGUGCUUUAGCUCAACUAAACGUUUUGACAGCUUUAAUUAUGUUAAAAAAAAUGCUAUGGCUGUGAUGGUAAGCAGUUUGAAACCUGAAAAAAGAAGGUUGUUAUGCAUCACUUAAGCUAUAUUAUUAAAGAAUGCUGCUUGUUAAGAAUUUAUGCAAGAUGUGUUCAGUAGUGUCAUAUUAAAUAUAAAAAUGCAUUUUAGUCAUCAAGAGUGACAGAAAAAAGGUAUGUGGACUAUAGUAUUUUGAAUUACUUUUGCAUUGACUGCAUUUGUGUUGUGAAAUUAGGUGUUUUUGACACCACAGAAAAACUGUUUUGUGAUAUUGUCAUGAAAAUGUGUUUUCAAUGUUGACUGCUAAGCUUG
Molecule: messenger RNA, 1936 nt
Organism: Doryrhamphus excisus (bluestripe pipefish)
Lineage: Eukaryota; Metazoa; Chordata; Actinopteri; Syngnathiformes; Syngnathidae
Gene: npy4r
Product: neuropeptide Y receptor Y4
Biological process (GO): G protein-coupled receptor signaling pathway
Cellular component (GO): plasma membrane; neuron projection
Molecular function (GO): neuropeptide Y receptor activity; neuropeptide binding
Source: RefSeq, a predicted model, not a curated record